Messenger RNA from Gossypium raimondii (Peruvian cotton), 1885 nucleotides. RefSeq lists its product as uncharacterized. The record is from RefSeq and is a predicted model, not a curated record. Lineage: Eukaryota; Viridiplantae; Streptophyta; Magnoliopsida; Malvales; Malvaceae. The transcript is spliced from 5 exons. Gene Ontology annotation, molecular function: DNA-binding transcription factor activity. Gene Ontology annotation, biological process: regulation of DNA-templated transcription. Bases 252 to 1391 code for a protein of 379 amino acids.
GAUUCCCACUUCCAGCUUUCAACGCAGAGAGAGAGAGAGAGAGAGAGAGAGAGAGAGAGAAAUAUAAAUAGAAUAGAAAGAGAAAGAAAGAGGAAGGCAGAGGGUUCAUAAUAAGGGGAACCGAAAACUGGAAAAGAAAACGAAAAAGGCAAACCCUAGGAAAUUCUUAGCUUCCGAUUUUGAUUCAUUGAAGAUUUACAUUUCGAGAUCUUAAUUCUUCAGUAACCCAAAGGAACUGGUUGUUCUUGGCUAUGGCGAAUUCCAAGGGGUCAACUAACAUAAGAAAUUUGAUGUUUUCUGGCAAGCAUGCCUUACUUCCUCCUAAAAGUCCAUUUCCUACAGUGGCCUCAACAUAUAAUGAUAGUGCCCCCAACAAUGUAAUUGGAUCAAAAGCGAUUCAAAAACCUAGAGAAGGAAGUACAUACCACCAGCGCACUUCCUCUGAAAGCCUUCUGAUAGAGGAACAACCUUCUUGGCUUGAUGAUCUCCUUAAUGAGCCAGAGACUCCUGUGCGCAGAGGAGGUCAUCGACGCUCAUCAAGUGACUCUUUUGCAUAUAUUGAUGUAUCUAAUGGUCCUAGCCUAGAUUAUACAGCACAGGAUAAGUAUGGAUAUAAAAAGAUGAUUUCUGGACUUUCUUGGGCGUCUCAGGACUUUGAUCACCACAAUUGCAAAGAUGGUCGGCUUAACUCUUUCCAUGCUGAUGUGAACUUAGUAAAGCAAAAGCAUAGGGCAUGGGAUUCAUCUUUGAAUGUUGUGACUCAUCCAAGUGGGCUUCCUUCUCUUAGAGAGAACACAUUUGUUCAGAGUUUAGGAUCAUGUGCACCACAAGAACUAGAGCAAGCACAAUCAACAGCAAAUGGAAAACAAGAUUCAACUAAAUCUGCCCCUAUUGAUGCAAAAGCUUCUUCUGAGAAAAAAGAUAAUUCUCAUGCCAAGUCUUCUGCAUCUGACAGUGACACGAAAAGAGCCAAGCAGCAGUUUGCUCAACGCUCAAGAGUGCGUAAACUUCAGUACAUAGCUGAGCUGGAAAGGAAUGUACAAGCUUUGCAGGCUGAAGGAUCUGAAGUUUCAGCUGAGCUUGAAUUUCUCAACCAACAGAAUCUUAUUCUUAGCAUGGAGAACAAAGCUCUUACGCAACGUUUAGAGAGUUUAGCUCAAGAGCAGGCUAUCAAAUACCUUGAGCAGGAAGUAUUGGAGAGGGAGAUUGGUAGGCUACGAGUCUUGUACCAGCAGCAACAAAAUCAACAGCAACCGCAACAAAAGCAGCAAUCAUCUAGCCAUCGACGCUCUAGCAGUAGAGAUCUUGAUUCCCAAUUUGCAAACCUCUCUGUGAAGGAGAAAGAUACUAGUUCCAGCCAUGACACCGUCACCGGUCCACUCCGCAUUUAAACAUCUAAUUUAGCCAGAGCUUUUUGUGCUAAUACUUCAACCGGCGCUGCCAUGCUGACCAAAUUUGUUGUUUCCAUUUGUGCGGGAUAAAGCCAAGUUCAUCUGGUCUUGGUUCCCUCCCUCUGCCUGAUCUCCUCUUUAUUUUCCGUCAUAUCUUACCCUUAUUAUUUUCCUUUCAGCCAAUUAAAUCUUCUUGUGCACCUGGUAGUCAUUGCCGAAAAUUCAAUUUCUGGCACAUGAUUCACCUGAGGUGGUAAACAUGAAGAACAGGUUCCCCUUCCUGUCUGUUCAUCAGUGGUUAUUGUGGUUUUGAAAUUUUAUCUGCUCCAUUUUUCCUCCAUUUUGAGUAUCCACCCAGUGGAUCCCACCUUAUAGUGCAGAGAUCUUUAGGCUGUUUAGAUGCGCAUUAUAUAUAAAAUGCAGUGGCAGGAAAUUAUUUCUUGUAAAAUAUUUUAAAUCAAAUCUGUCAUAUUUCUGGGUUCUGUUGGUUAUAA